UUUCCAUUUUAUGCAAAUAUUUUUUACCAUCAGGAGUACAAUUGGGAGUUACCAUUGGGUACAUGAGAUCACCCAAUCUUUCUAUUUGACAGCAGUGACACCACUGUCACUGCUGCGUGGACAGUGAUGCCACUGCUGCAGUGUAGUUAAAGUCACCGUACACACACACGGGCUAAUCACUGAACAGUGAAGACGAGCUUACAGGUGUUCAAGGGAGGGGGGAGAUCGGGACGCUGAUUAACAGCUGUAGUGAGUACGAGGAGUCAGUUCCCCACUGUACGCCCAGUGUACCGCAGGGACAACACCAGCAGCUUGUCAACGGAGCAGCAGUGUGUGUGUGUGGAUCUUCACAGCCCUCGGCUCCACCCACGCUACUCACAGCUGGAGCGGCCAUACUGGAAGUACUUGUGCAAGCUGGCGUUGCAUAAACCUUCACUUGGUGCAGAUGAGACGCUGGAACCAGUUUCGGCUUCCCAGAAAGAUACAAUGCUUCCUGUUGCUCUCCUUCUUCUUCAAUAUGAUCAGCAUGUUCCUCAGUUACCAGGCGUGGGAGGCCGUGUCCAGCGACCCGCAGGCCAGGCUACUCCACCCUAGCAACUACCCUUCUCCACUCGACCCUUUUAUACUCCACCCUUCUCCACUCGACCCUUCUCCACUCGACAAGUCUACACUCGACAGCUCCAAGACGUCCGCAAGAUUGUCCAUCUCCGCUUUACAUUUAAGCGAGUUGUACUUGGAUCCAGCGAUGGACAUGACUGGGAAAGAAGAGAUGGAGGAGGUCCUGGACACACUGCCUAACCUGCCCUUCAGCUACCGUAAAAGGAAUGACCCUCACUUUGGAUCAGGCAACACUAAUUGUAGUAAAUACCCUGAACUAUUUGAUAUUCACUUUAACAGUAUUUACUGGCAGGUCCUUCAGACCAGCAAUGGCAGUUUUUACAUGUACAGCGCCUUUUACGACAACCGCACUCUGAGUAAACACUCACCUUCUCUUAGAAUUCUUGCCAUGAUUAAUCGCAUUGAACCAUCCGUGAAGACCAAAUGCAAGAUCUGGUUUAAUGACAAAAUCUCCCCAGUCAUUGUAAAUGUUUCAGAGUACAGAUAUAUAUGGUACAAGGAAUGGGGUAAUUACAACCAGGGUAUAUUACAGCCAUACCUGCUUGAGUGUAUUGUACCAGCUGAACACAGACAGCUGGUGCCUCAGUCAGUGUCGCUGGUGGAGCAGCCCUGCGACAAGCCAACCAACAACCUUCGGGUCAUCAACAACCAACCGCAAAAUGGGCAGAAAAAGAAUUUUGCUGUGUGCGUCAAAGGGCUAGACUUUUACAUAGAUAAAACCGUGCGUAUUGUGGAGUGGUUAGAACUGCUCUUCCUUCUCGGUGCUGACAAAGUGUUCCUCUACAACAUGGGACUACAACCUAGUAUUAACAAAGUUCUUAAAUACUAUGAACGUUUAGGACUGGUAGAUAUUAAGAAACUUUCAUUGCCCGGUGAACAACCAAAUGAGCGCAACUUGCUACAUAAGUACCUGAAAAAUAAGGGAUUACAGAAACGCCAGAACGAAGUAAUACCAUAUAAUGACUGUUUAUACAGAAACAUGAACCAUUACAAGUAUAUAGUUUUAUUAGACACAGAUGAAGUCAUCGUGCCCAAGACAGCAAGAGACUGGAGGUCGCUUCUUGAUCAAGUGGUCGCAGAAGUGAAGGAGGCACGAAACCGCACUCUGGUAUCUUACUGCGCUCGCAAUGCAUACUUUCUGGAUCCCAUGCAGGAAGCUCAUGGCUACUUCCAUGACAUACCGUCCUACAUGCACCUGAUGCAACAUGUCUACCGCGCCGCCAACUAUAGCAAGCCCGGCUAUAACAUGAAGUGUUUCCACGAUACUCAGAAGGUGCUCACUCUCCACAACCACUACCCUUUUUCCUGCCUCGACCACUGCAAGACCUUGGAUAUGCCCACCGAGUAUGCCCAUCUCCAGCACUCCCGCAAAUACUGUGUUGACGACCAGAGAAAAAUAUGCCCUUCCCUCUUGAAUGACACUGUUCUCGAUAAUACGAUCUGGAGAUACAAGGAACCUUUGAUCAAGAAAACAUUCGAUGUAUUGCGCUAUUUCGGGUUUUUGAAGUCGUGACUGCAACGAAGGGGGAAACUUCUGUAGGUAUGGAAAUUUCAGCGCGUCCAGGAAGGUCAGGGCACGUUCAGUAUGGUUGUUAGUAGCUGGAAGUGUCCUCUUACUCCGUCCAGCGUCCUCCACCUUGAUCAUGGUAUGUGCUUUGUUACCAUUAACUUGAAUUAUUACUUAUAUUUGAAUUAUUUUUACCGUAACUACCUCUUACUUAAACUUCCCCACUAUGGUAUCCGAGGCCUUGUUCUGGACUAUAUUUGUUCCUAUCUCAGUGACAGACACCAAUAUGUAGUCAUCAAUAGCAUAACCUCCCCCACUCUGCCAUUGACAGUAGGGGUGCCACAGGGCAGCAUCUUGGGACCUCUCCUAUUUCUUAUAAACAUCAAUGACUUGCCAAAUGUUUCUAACAUUCUUAAACCUAUUCUAUUUGUUGAUGAUACUACCUUCAUCUAUUAUGACCCCCAAUCCCCACACACUAAAUAAUAUUGUCAACAAUUAAUUAAAAAAAAAGAGUUCACUCAUGGAUGUGAAGAUGUGCCUCCACCCGAGCAACACUGGGCACCCACUCUAAGUCUUCAUUUAUAAGAUAUAGAUAGACCAACCUCUUGAACAAUACGAUCAACCAACCUCUUGAACACUACGACCAACCGACUUCUUGAACAAUACGACCAACCGACCUCUUGAACAAUACGACCAAUCGACCUCUUGAACAAUACGAUCAACCAACCUCUUGAACACUACAACCAACCGACUUCUUGAACAAUACGACCAACCGACUUCUUGAACAAUACGACCAACCGACCUCUUGAACAAUACGACCAACCGACCUCUUGAACAAUACGACCAACCGACCUCUUGAACAAUACGAUCAACCAACCUCUUGAACACUACAAUCAACCGACUUCUUGAACAAUACGACCAACCGACCUCUUGAACAAUACGACCAACCAACCUCUUGAACAAUACGACCAACCAACCUCUUUAACAAUAGGACCAACCCUGACGGGCCUAUGUCCAUCCUGUAACCUAGACCAUUUCCCCUACAAAGUUGGGUGUCUGGCCUCCAACCUCUUACAAACACAUUCUGUGAUAUAUAUAGAUAGUAGCAAGCUGCCGUGUAUACCUAAGCUUGUUAAUAAAGAAUUAUCCAAGCAGACAACAUGACAAGUGUCAGGUCAGGGUUUUAAAAAUCAAACAAGAUAGUUCAUUGCAUUGCUUGUGCACAAAGAUAUGAAUUAAUGCACCAAUUCAUUAAUUAUAUCAACAUUAUAACUUAGCUAAAUAUACUUUGGGGCUCAGUUCCCAAACCCAUUAUAUGCUCUGUAACCUUUUUCACUACCGCCCACGGGAUGGGCAUGGGGUGCAUAAUAAAUUAACAAAAUUUAAAUAAUUAAUUACAUUAGUUUAUUUGCCAUCAGUGCCAAUCUGUAUUUUUGCAAUGCAUUGAUUAUACUGACUUAAGAUUCCCUUUUAACCUCCGUGUAGGGAAAUCCUCACCUCUGAAUAUAAAUGAUAUCAUGGUUGUUUUAUGAGAACCAAUAUUUACAGUAAUGUUUUAUGAGAAGCAAUAUUUACAGCAAUGUUUUAUGAGAACCAAUAUUUACAGUAAUGUUUUAUGAGAAGCAAUAUUUACGACAAUAUUUUUUGAAAAGCAUUGUUUACAGCAAUGUUUUAUGAGAAGCAAUAUUUACAGUAAUGUUUUAUGAGAACCAAUAUUUACAGUAAUGUUUUAUGAGAAGCAAUAUUUACAGUAAUGUUUUAUGAGAAGCAAUAUUUACAGUAAUGUUUUAUGAGAACCAAUAUUUACAGUAAUGUUUUAUGAGAAGCAAUAUUUACAGUAAUGUUUUAUGAGAAGCAAUAUUUACAGUAAUGUUUUAUGAGAACCAAUAUUUGCAGUAAUGUUUUAUGAGAAGCAAUAUUUACAGUAAUGUUUUAUGAGAAGCAAUAUUUACAGUAAUGUUUUAUGAGAACCAAUAUUUACAGUAAUGUUUUAUGAGAAGCAAUAUUUACGACAAUAUUUUUUGAAAAGCAUUGUUUACAGCAAUGUUUUAUGAGAAGUACUGUUUACAGCAAUGGUUUAUGAGAUGAACUGUUUAUAACAAUGGUUUAUGAGAAGUACUGAUUAAAUCAAUGUUUAAUGAGAAGUACUGUUUAUAACACUGUCUUAUGAGAAGUACUGUUUACAGCAAUGGUUUAUGAGAUGUACUGUUUACAACAUUGUUUUAUGAUAAGUAUUGUUUACAACAAUGUUUUAUACACGUAAUGUGAUAAAAGUUUCACUGUAAUGGUCUAUGUAUAUCUGUGCCAAAUUACUAAGAUAUUUCAUACCUUUUUCUUCAAAACAGAAAACCAGUAUGUUGAUGUACAUUAUUGCUAUUUAAUAAUACUAAAAGGGAAACACAAUAGGUAUGUGAUUUGUUUUUAUAUGUAUGCGUUUUUAUUAAAUGAA
Messenger RNA from Procambarus clarkii (red swamp crayfish), 4574 nucleotides. The record is from RefSeq and is a predicted model, not a curated record. NCBI's taxonomy places the organism in Eukaryota, Metazoa, Arthropoda, Malacostraca, Decapoda, Cambaridae.